UCUUUUCCAUUCAUUGGCUCUUUUCUCUAUCUCAGUUUUCCCUGUUUUAUUUUUAUUUUCCUCCAGUUUUUCUGAUUGUCUGUUUGGAUAGUGAGAAAGUUGCAAUGACAGUUUCCAAGAAAUGGGUCUUUGCUUCUUUAGCUGUUCUGUUUUUGUUUCUUACUGGAGCAACGGCCACUCUACGGACAAACGGAUCUUCCAGCAAUGUGGAGACGGAGAUGCAGCAGAGCUCAAAAAACUCAACAAUGGCAGCUAGGUGGAAUGAGCAUGCGGUGGAUGAUCCAGAGGCCGUUGCAGCCGAGGUCCAGGCCAGCAUCUACAUGAACAUUCGAAAUGUGACUGAGAGGAGGGAGUUGGGGUACUUCUCCUGCGGAACUGGUAACCCCAUUGAUGACUGCUGGCGUUGUGACCCCAACUGGCAAAAGAACCGGAAGAGACUUGCCGACUGCAGCAUCGGUUUCGGAAGGAACGCGAUAGGUGGGCGUGAUGGACGCUUCUAUGUCGUCACUGACCCUAAUGAUGAUGACCCUGUUAACCCCAAGCCCGGGACCUUGCGUCAUGCUGUGAUCCAGGAGCAGCCCCUUUGGGUUGUGUUCAAGAGGGACAUGGUUAUCAAGUUGAAGCAGGAGUUGCUUGUCAACAGCUUUAAGACCAUCGAUGGUCGUGGGGUGAAUGUUCAUAUUGCUAACGGGGCAUGUAUCACCAUCCAGUUCGUUACCAAUGUGAUUGUUCAUGGUCUCCAUAUUCAUGACUGUAAGCCCACAGGCAAUGCCAUGGUGAGAAGCUCACCCUCUCACUUCGGUUGGAGGACGAUGGCCGACGGAGAUGCGAUUUCCAUCUUUGGCUCGAGUCACAUCUGGGUCGACCACAAUUCUCUCUCUAAUUGUGCCGAUGGUCUUGUUGAUGCUGUCAUGGGGUCAACCGCCAUUACCAUCUCCAACAACCACAUGACCCACCACAACGAGGUGAUGUUGCUGGGUCACAGCGACUCUUACACAAGGGACAAGCAGAUGCAAGUGACCAUCGCCUACAACCAUUUCGGAGAGGGGCUAGUACAGAGAAUGCCAAGGUGUAGGCAUGGGUAUUUCCAUGUGGUAAACAACGACUACACUCACUGGGAAAUGUAUGCCAUUGGUGGAAGUGCAAAUCCUACCAUAAACAGCCAGGGUAACAGAUACGCAGCUCCGACGAAUCCAUUCGCAAAGGAGGUGACCAAGAGGGUGGAUACUGCUCAAGGCCAGUGGAAGAGCUGGAACUGGAGGUCAGAAGGGGACCUGCUUCUAAAUGGUGCAUAUUUCACUCCGUCCGGUGCUGGAGCCUCAGCCAGCUAUGCCAGGGCCUCAAGCUUGGGGGCCAAGUCCUCCGCCAUGGUUGGGGCCAUCACUUCCAAUGCCGGUGCUCUACCCUGCCGCCGAGGCAGGCAAUGCUAGUUAGCACCCAAUCUCCUUUUCCAUCAUUCAAAAGGAAAUUAAAAGCACUACCAACCAACCAAAUAUCCAUAUUCCCUAUCUACCUGCAUCAUCACACAUUUUGAGUCUAGUGUACAUUUUUUUUACAGUCAUUAUUUUGUCAACCUUCCGCCUGCUUCAACUCAAGUAUAAAAAAAAAUGGUCUUAGAAGCAGGUACACAAGCGUUGUCCUGCGUCAAUCUUGGUCUCUCUUCCUACACUUUUGUCUUUCGGGUUUAUAGGUGAAUUUUAUUUUAUUGCUUUCAAAUUGUGCGUUGUCAAACAAGCAAUAGUAUAAAUGUCAAAGUUUGGAGUUAUUUAAAGACUUUUUUUACAGAGAUGAUGCAAUAGUCAAUAGCAGUGACGU
This is a messenger RNA of Hibiscus syriacus, 1815 nucleotides long. Its product is annotated as probable pectate lyase 1. The transcript has 4 exons. The record is from RefSeq and is a predicted model, not a curated record. Gene Ontology annotation, molecular function: pectate lyase activity. Lineage: Eukaryota; Viridiplantae; Streptophyta; Magnoliopsida; Malvales; Malvaceae. Bases 105 to 1430 code for a protein of 441 amino acids.